Molecule: messenger RNA, 2369 nt
Organism: Polistes canadensis
Lineage: Eukaryota; Metazoa; Arthropoda; Insecta; Hymenoptera; Vespidae
Exons: 6
Coding region: 478-2034 (518 amino acids)
Source: RefSeq, a predicted model, not a curated record
AAUAAAAAUAAAAAUAUUGAAAAAAAAAAUGAACAUCGACAUUUUAAAUAUUAAUUAAAAUGUUUACUCGAAGGGUCGGGGAGGGGGGAGACGGCAUGACUUGAAAAAUAAAACUAACGUUUAUCGAUGACAGAUGGAGGAGGAGUGUUAAAGAAGAAGAAGAAGAAAAAAAAGAAAUACCUGGGGGCUUUACCAACGUAGCCGACACCGUGAAUUUUUAUUCUGCCUUUUUUUUUCCCUUCUUUUUUUCUUUUUCUUCUCUUUUCUUUUCUUUUCUUUUCUUUUCUUUUCUUUCUAACACCGAAGACUCUCUCGUCAGUUCUACGUCGCCGCAGAAGUCGUACAAGUGUUUUUAAAUCCGCUCAUUGACCAAGUUCGACAUAUCCCACUGAACGUAUGUCAUCAUCAUCAUCAUUAUCAUCGGUUCGAAUGUUCAUCGCGACUAUUUUAUCCCUCUAUGUAUGAUUGAGAUCAUUGAUGAUGUUUUAUCUAAACGGAAGGAGUGCUGGUGGUGAAACAGCUAGGAUCGAUAGAUCACCAGGAAAUAAGGAAGAUGAAUUUGGUUGGUUCAUUGGUGGAUUGGAAUGUCCUACAAAUAUAACUGGAAAUAAUAAAAAUAAGGAUUGCCGAUCGUCAGGAUCGUCAACUUCAAUGCUAUCGUGCAUUGAUUCGGACGAGGCUGAUGCUUACACCUUUGUAUCGGAUUAUUCGAAGAAUCCUGAUGACGAUAAUAACGUCGAUGACGAUGACGAGACCUGUGAAAAUAUAGAACUCACUACUUUAACGAGAAAUACUAAUGAUGAAUUGGACAACGAUCUCAUUGAAAUGGACGCUCUUCGUACAGAUCAAUCGGAUACAAGAACAAGAACAACAACGACGACGAAAAUAACCCAUAGAAAGGAUCAUAAUUUGCACGAUGAAUUGGCAGGUGGUGAACCGAUACUUCAACGAACGCGAGGGAUUUGUUAUACUCCAGAAAGAUUGAUCAGAUGCGAGGAAUACAGGAUUUUAAUACCGUCCCCACGUUUUCUUUCUAUAUCUCGUAUGAGUUCUGAAAAUGAAAAUCCACGUAAGACUAGGCUAUCGAAAAAACGACUUAAUUAUCUCAUCGAUUCGAAACAAACUGGUGACCAACGUUUAAGAGCAUUGUUGGAAUCGUACAACAAGAACGAAGAUAAUUCAAAAAUACAAAUAGCUCGAACAAGCUCUCCUAAUCCCGUCGUUAAUACGACGAGCAUCCUUCAGGAUGACGCCGUGCUCAAGAGGAUGACAACGACGACGACAACAACGACUGAACCAUCGAAAGCUUCAACAACCGAUACUAUUAGCAAUAGAUCGAGUUACGAAAGGCUGAGUGUUACCUGGGAUGAUUUAAAGAAGCAACCAGUAACGGUAACAGCAACAACUCGUCGAUCAUCUGUCGAAGAUACUUCAGGUAUUCAAAGCAACGACUGGAGUUCUGAAACUCAAAGUGACACACAAACGAAUCCUCCUGUUUAUCUUUGCGAUGAACUUGGUAAUACUGCAUCAAGUGGUGUUUGCAGUACCGAUUUCGUUCAGGUACAAUCCACGGCCAUAAACGAAGUAGUAUCGAUCCUGCAGGAGCUCGAAAGUAAUCCAGAAAAAGCAAGGAUUCUGUUGGACGAUGAUCGUUUUCGUGACAAAACUUCAGCUCACGAUAAUUUGACAAGAUUAGCAUUGACCAUAGAAACCGAUGGUAAUGUACCACCCGUUCUCGGGGAACCAGAUAAAUCGGUUUAUUAUCUUCGUAAACGUGUCGAGAGGCUUCAACAUGCGAGUAAGGAUAUCUUCAAAGAUAUUUGCGAACUGAGGAAAGACUUCGAGUAUGAGGAAGAGAAGUUACUUGAUUUAUCAUCGGACGCUUUAAGAUUGAAACAGGAUAUACAUGAAGUGAAAUGCAUCGAUGAUUUAUUAAGGCUUCUACGAGGUGAACUUGAAAGGAUAUCGAACAGGAACUGGCCAUUUGUACUCGGUCAUACUGAACAACAAGAAGAAAUGAAUUUAGUCGUAUAAAUUAUUUUUCUUUUCUUUUUUUUUUUUUUUUCUUUCUUCUUGAUACUAAAUACUCCUCGAUAAUCGUAUCGAGAUAUACGGAAAGAGAAGAUAAAAACAAUGGUUUUGAGAAUAAUUACUGCCAUAAAAGUCGCUUACAAUAAUUCCUUUUCUUUCCAACCCCAAAAGAAAAAACAAAGCGAAAAGAAAAAGGAAGAAAAAAAUAAUUCGUUCAUUCAUUCAUUCAUUCGAUGUGUUAUCUUAUUGUUUUUUUUUUUUUAAAAAGACUUUUUUAUACAGGUCACCGUAAAUUGGUAUAUAUGAAUAAUAGUAAUAUACAAUCUGAUCAAAAAUGA